AUGCUCUCGCCCGUCCGCGCGCGCCUCUCCACCGUGCUCUGCACGGCUGUGCGCGGCCCCCGCCCUAACCGGGCGCUCUCGCGGUCGGCGCGGGAAGGACGGGCCCGCGCGGCGCACGCGGUCGCUGGCGGCAAGGGCCACGCUAGCGACGAGAAGAGGAAGAUCCUGGAGGACGCAAUCGGGCGGAUGAACAAGUCCUACGGCCAGAACGCCGUCAUGUUCCUCACGGGCGCGCGGUCCCAGGUGGAAACAGUGCCGUCGGGCGUCCUCACGCUCGACAUGGCCCUGGGCGGCGGCCUGCCCAAGGGCCGCGUCAUCGAGGUGUUCGGGCCGGAGUCCUCCGGCAAGACCACGCUGGCCCUGCAGGCCAUCGCCGAGGUCCAGAAGCGCGGGGGCCUCGCGGCGCUGGUCGACGUGGAGCACGCGGUCGACCCCGUGUACGCCGCGAAGCUCGGCGUCAACCUGGACGACCUCGUCCUGAGUCAGCCGGAGCACGGCGAGGGCGCGCUCAACAUCGUCGACGAGCUCGCGCGCACGGGCGUGGUCGACCUCAUCGCCGUCGACUCCGUCUCCGCGCUCAUCCCGAAGGCCGAGCUCGAGGGCGAGGUCGGCGCCACGCAGGUCGGCGGGCAGGCGCGCCUCAUGAGCAGCUCCCUCCGGCGCCUGUCGAAAAACGCCAACAUGUUCGGGUGCACGAUCAUCUUCAUCAACCAGCUGCGGCAGAAGAUCGGCGUCAUGUACGGCAACCCCGAGACGACGUCGGGCGGCCAGGCGCUCAAGUACUACUCCUCGGUCCGCAUCGAUGUGCGGCGGCGCGAGAUCCUCAAGGAGGGCGACAAGAACACGGGCAUCCGCGUGCGGACGCGCGUGGUGAAGAACAAGUGCGCGCCGCCGCUGCGCGACGCCGAGUUCGACAUCCGGUUCGACUCGGGGAUCGACACGGUCGGGUGCGUGAUCGACGCCGCGGAGACGUCGGGCCUCGUGAAGCGGCGCGGGGCGUACUACUACUUCGAGGACGCGAUGCUGGGGCAGGGGCGCGCGAAGACGGUGGACUUCCUGAAGUCGAACCCGGAGGUGCUCGGGCGGAUGGAGGCGCUGGUGCUGGAGAAGCUGCACGCGGGGUUCACGCCGCCGAUUGACACGGCCGAGGACGACGCGCUGGCGGUCGCGGAGGAGGCCGGCGCGGUGGACGGCGAGGCGGAGGCCGAGCCCGAGGUCGACAUCACGCUCACGCUCGGGGAGGAGGACAAGCCGGAGGAGUAG
This is a messenger RNA of Pedinophyceae sp. YPF-701, 1263 nucleotides long. The record is from the annotation of a GenBank genome assembly. Lineage: Eukaryota; Viridiplantae; Chlorophyta; Pedinophyceae.